This is a messenger RNA of Trichobilharzia szidati, 2215 nucleotides long. NCBI's taxonomy places the organism in Eukaryota, Metazoa, Platyhelminthes, Trematoda, Strigeidida, Schistosomatidae. The record is from the annotation of a GenBank genome assembly.
GUGAACUUUCGAGCGCUCACUUUGUGUGUAAUGUUUUCAGUUGCUUUUUUAGUUAUCAUAAACUUUGUAGUUUCAGUGUCUUCUGAGUUCAGUACCAGUCUGUCAAUUUUUAAUGGUGGUUCUUGGAUCGUAACGAGGUCAAAAAUUGUAUAUCUUGGACAACCACUUCGGUUACGGUGUACAGCUACUGGGCCUGACAAUAUCACAAUAAAUCGAAAAGACUACGACAAGAAUGUGACCACAGAACUGGUGGCAAAAUUUGGCACUGAAGUGAGCUGGGAAGUCACAGAAACUGAAUUUUCUGACUCUGGUGUUUAUGAAUGUGUAUCCAGAGGGCUUUCUGAUAUAGUUACUGUGUACAUAUACUCAAUUAUUGCAACAAAUGAUGUUAUUGUGCCAACAAUUGAAUAUAUAGACAAAAUUGGAAGCUUCAAUUUUACACGAAGACAUCUUGACACUAGUGCAUUUCUAGAUACUGAUAGAAAUUGGAUGUCGUGUACAUGUGUUGUUGGAAGUGUAAAAUUGUUAGAUAUUAUAACUGUGACAUGGGAAGGUGGACUUUUUGAUGAUACUUCAGUUAAUCAAAGUCAAAUUCAUCAAAUUUAUUCAAAGACAACAAUAAGAGAUCCAUCGAUAAGAGCGGUUACAGCUCGUCUUCGAUUGAAUUUACCACUUCUUGAUCAACGUGUUUUUGGCCAAUAUCGUUGUGUAUUUAGCUUUUCAAAAUCAGAGCAUGCUGUGGCAACAGUUCACCUGAAAGUGCCUCCAAUUUUACGUUUGGUUCAUGAUCCCCCACCAAUUCCUCCAACUAAUUCUUCUGGUCGAUAUACAUGUACAAGUAGUCUGUGUACAACACCAAUUCCCGAGGAACAUUCAAAUUCCAAUUGGACAAAUGCUUGUGAAAUUCUUGUCGCAUAUCCGCUAGUAAAAUCUAAAAAUUUAAUCUGGGCAUGGACACAACCACAAUGGGCUGCAUAUAUCAUUCGAAAAGUUGAAGAAGUUGGUAAAGCAAAUGUUCUAUCAGAUUUUUCAAUGUUAAACGAUAAUGAAAUAGGCAGUUAUGGACCAUGGGAGGUAUUAGAACGUCGACGUAGAUCAACAAGUACUGACUCUGAUAUGGAGAAACCGGAUCUUGUUAAAUCUGGUCCUAUACUAUUUUGGUGUUGGGCUAAUAAUGAUGUUGGACAAACAACUAUAUGGUGGCCUGGUCCAGUUGACAGUUACAGCUAUUCAAUUUGGUCGUCUGUUUGGUGGCCAUUACUUGGUGUUACACUUGAGCUGUUAAGUUUAGCUGUAGUCUUUAUCUUCUUUCGUUAUUGUCGUCGGCAGAGAUUACGUUAUGGAGUUGGUAAUACACCAGAAACUGGUGGUUCUUUUGGUCGUUCACGUCUACUUGACACUGAUGCUGAUGGGGAUCAAGUUGAAAUGAAAGCCACGAAUACUUCAUCAUCGUCUUCAACAUCUGUUAUCGGUUUACAUACACAUGGACCUAUACCGUAUAUACGUUUAUCAAAUCAAAAUAAACAUUCGAAUAAUAGUAAUAAUAAUAAUAGUAAUGGUAAUAAUAAUAAUAGUUUUCUAACUAAAAUCACUGGCAUAAAUCACUCGUCAACCGAUGGCUAUAUGAAUCCAAAUUUAAUACAAGAUCCAGUUGAUGCAGAAGUUGAAGCUAUGGCCAGUGUACAAAAUCUACACAAUGAACGUGAAUUAAUCGAUGAUGAUUAUUUUUGGGAUUCAGAUACUGGUGGUAACAAUGUGGAUGAUAACACUACAACAAGGACAAGAAAUAAUCAUCAAACAGUUGCAUAAAGUAAAAAUAAAACAGAAGAACUUCUUUAUGUAAUAUAUAUGUACAAUUAAGCAUCAAUCCAUAGUGAUUUAUACACUUAGAUGUGUCAGUAUGAAUUGAUCAACUUUAGAUAAGAAGAAAAUAAACCUGGUGCCGAGUUUUCUAAUUCAUUUUCCUCAAAAACCGCCAGUCCAACAACAUUUAUAUACAUACUCAUUUCCUGUACUAUAUCUAUAUCUAUAUACAUAUACAUAUAAAUGUUGUUAAACAGCAUUUAUAUAUAUUUUUUCUGUGUACAAUUAUGAUUUUGAAAGAUUCUAUUUGUGUCAAGAAACCUACUUAGCAUUGAAUCAUGUCAAACAACAUUGUUUAAAUUUGUUAAGUGUGUGUCGUCAAUGGAUACGGCGCGAAAUUCGCUCUUUUGAA